CAGCCUCUGCUGCAUCGCUGAAUGGCACGGGGAUGAGGAGCGGUAGCGGCGGCUAGACGGAGGCUGUUUUGUUAUCCGGUUUUAAAGCCAUAUUUCGGGAAGGACGGAUUUGUUUGGCUAGUGUUCGGCUGAAGAGCGAGGGAUAGCGGAUGACGGAUGAAAGGUAUGGCCGUGACCCCAAGUCUUCCUUGUCUCUCCUCCGUCUUGUAGAAGUCAUGGAUUAAAGAAAGGGAGUGUCCACGUGUGUGUGUGUGUGUGUGUGUGUGUGAGAAAGAGAGAGUGUGUGACUGUGUGUGCAUGAGCUCCUGGACAUAACCAUGGUGGUGAGAUGGCAGCUGAAGAACUCUCAGUGAGGACACAGAAAAUGAGAACGUGACGCUCUGGCUACCACAAAGGCCACUGCUGCAGGCUGGGCAGCACAGCCACAUGAUCACAUGACUCUGGACAUGGACGCGGUCCUGUCAGACUUUGUUCGGUCCACAGGGGCCGAACCGGGUCUGGCACGAGACCUGCUGGAAGGUAAAAACUGGGACCUGAGCGCUGCUCUGAGUGACUAUGAGCAGUUACGGCAGGUCCACACUGCCAACCUGCCCCAGGUGUUUAACGAGGGCCGUUACUACAAGCAGCCAGAGCGCAGCGGCACCCCCCAGCACAUCAACAAGCUGGAACAAUGCCUGCAGAGGCAGGAGGAGAACACUCAGGAGAAGCGUCUCUCUCGGGGCAUCUCCCAUGCCAGCUCUGCCAUCAUGUCGCUGGCGCGGAUGCAUGUGACGGGCGAGUGUGCCAGGGAACAGUUCCCUCUAGAGAUGCCCAUCUACACCUUCCAGCUGCCCGACCUGAGCGUGUACAGCGAGGACUUCCGCAGCUUCAUCGAGCGAGACCUAAUUGAGCAAUCCACUAUGGUGGCCCUGGAGCAGGCGGGUCGUCUGAACUGGUGGUCCACCAUGUGUACCAGCUGUAAGAAGCUCCUGCCAUUAGCAACAACUGGUGAUGGCAACUGCCUACUGCAUGCUGCUUCCUUAGGAAUGUGGGGCUUCCAUGACAGAGACCUGGUGCUGAGGAAGAGCUUGUAUGCCAUGAUGAAGAGUGGGGCUGAAAGAGAGGCCCUAAAGAGGAGGUGGAGAUGGCAACAGACGCAGCAAAACAAAGAGUCUGGGUUGGUGUACACAGAGGAGGAGUGGGAGAGAGAGUGGAACGAGUUACUGAAGUUGGCCUCCAGCGAGCCUCGCAUACACUUAAGCAAGAACGGCAACACCAGUGGAGGUGUGGAUAACUCAGAAGAUCCGGUGUAUGAGAGUCUGGAGGAGUUCCAUGUGUUUGUGUUGGCACAUGUGCUGAGGCGGCCUAUCGUGGUUGUUGCUGAUACCAUGCUCCGAGACUCUGGAGGAGAAGCAUUUGCACCUAUACCGUUUGGUGGGCUCUAUCUGCCUCUGGAGGUUCCCCCUAACCGCUGCCACUGCUCCCCGCUGGUUCUGGCCUACGACCAGGCCCACUUCUCUGCUCUGGUGUCCAUGGAGCAGAGAGAUCAGCAGAGAGAGCAAGCCGUUAUUCCCCUGACAGACUCCGAGCACAAGCUGCUAGCGCUGCACUUUGCGGUUGAUCCGGGCAGAGAUUGGGAGUGGGGGAGGGACGACAAUGACAACACCAAGCUGGCCAAUCUUAUCCUAUCACUGGAAGCGAAGCUAAACCUCUUGCACAGUUAUAUGAAUGUAACCUGGAUUCGAAUACCAUCAGAGACAAGGGCUCCUCUUGCCCAGCCAGAGUCACCCACUGCUUCAGCCGGUGAAGAUGUGCAGUCUCUAGCCGAAUCCAUGGACUCAGACCGUGAGUCUGUCUGCAGUAAUUCCAACGUCAAUAACGGCAAAUCCGGCAAAGAGAAGGACAAGGAGAAGCAGCGCAAGGACAAAGACAAAGUUCGUGCCGACUCUGUGGCCAACAAGCUGGGAAGCUUCAGUAAGACUCUAGGCAUCAAGCUCAAAAAGAACAUGGGUGGCCUGGGUGGACUGGUACAUGGCAAAAUGAGCAAGUCUGGUUCGACGAACGGGCGCACUGUGGAGAACGGUGAGCAGAAGCCUAAGAAAAAGGACUCCAAAACACGCAAAGGGAGCAAAGAGGAGUCGGGCCAGUCCGCCAGCACCUCCUCAUCUGAGAAAGCCACUAGUCCUUCUCCUACGGACAGAGCUUCAGGCAGCUCUCCUGGGGAGAGACAGCCAGGCUCAGGCAAAAACCCAGGGGACCGCUCACUGGACAACUGGAAGUACAGCACAGAUGUCAAGCUGAGUCUGAACAUCUUGCGGGCAGCCAUGCAGGGCGAGCGCAAGUUUAUCUUUGCUGGCCUCCUUCUAACCAGCCACAGACACCAAUUCCAUGAGGAGAUGAUCAGCUAUUACCUGACCAGUGCACAGGAGAGGUUUAGUGCUGAGCAGGAGCAGAAAAGGAAAGCUGAGGCCGAAAAGAAACCCCAGACCAACGGGGUGGCCCUUAAGAAGCCUGAACCGGAGAGCGUCUUCCAGAGAGAGUGCUCGGAUAGUUCCCCUCCUGAGAGUUGCUCGCCGGUCUUGCAUCCCAGCCAUAUCCCGCAGCUGAGGACACAAGGUAGAAACAGUCCGAUCCUCGCUGCUUCUCCUAUCCCCAUCCCAAGUCCUACCCCAUCUUCAGUUCCUACAGCUUCCUCCAUGUCUCCCGUUCCCUUCUCCUCCCCCAGUAAUGGUGCUAAGAGACCUGGGCCUGUGCCGGUGUCAGCCCACUAUAGCCAUACCCCACCCAUCCAGCGGCACAGCGUUAUCCACCUAAGGGACGUGAACACACAGUCAUCCAGCUACCAGGAUGAGCCCUAUAAGCCGACGAUAGGGAUGCUAAAGACCUGCGCCACCUAUCCUCAGCAGAACCGCUCGCUGUCCUCCCAAAGCUACAGCCCGGCCCGCAUGUCCGGGGUCCGCACCAUCAACACCGGAGAUUCCCUACCAUACAACAUGCCAGGCGAGCACAAGUCCCACACCUAUACCAACGGCUUUGAUGCAGGCGACAUCCAGGACUGUCUGGAGUUUGCAGACGAGGAACCGGCACCCCAUGCCUGGUUGGGACACGACAAGGCCAAGGUCCGGAGCGGAACCUGCCCCAUGUACUGCUUCCAGCAGAAGCGCUGCAAGAGGGAGAACUGCUCCUUCUAUGGGCGCCCUGAGACCGAGAACUACUGCUCCUACUGCUACAGAGAGGAGCUAAAACGCAGGGAAAGAGAGGGCAAAAUGCACCGGCCUGGAUAGCCCCCGCCCGCAAACACACACACACACCUAUACAUAUACACACAUACACAUUCACCAACCAGUGUGUGCAAAGCAGGCUCCAAUGAAGAACAACAACACCAUCACCCUCUGCACUCUGCGAGUAAUAUGAAAACACUGGCAAAACAGUUUCCUACUCUAUUUAAAGAAUGGUCUCCUUGCGUUCUUGUUACCUUUCUCUAAAUAGCAAAAGGAUUCUGGGACUCUUACUUUACGAGAAAAGGAAGUACAACCGAAAUCAGUUUACAGCUUUGGCCAGAGAUUGUGUUGUCAUUUAUUUUUUGUCAGUUUGCAUUUUGUCUGGUUGAAUUUGAAUCUUUUACUUGUUCUAGAGUAAAAGCUCAUGUCUGCGCAUUUUGCUCAGUCUGUAAAAUAGAAUUCCUUGUACUAUCUGAAAGAGAUGGAAAAGUGUACGUCAGACUCCUCUCAGCUAACCCAAAGCUGAAGGGAAACUCCGUUCAGAGGUCAUUUGAAUGCAAUACUUCACACAAUAGCUCUUUGAAAUCUCAAUAUCAAAUAACGUCUAUCUGCUGUGCAUUGCAAAUAAUUAAAUACGGGAGGGACAUGCACUGCUAAGCAUGGGAAUUUUUUUAAAAGCAAUAAGUUUGGUAAUGACCGCAACCCCUCCCUCUUUUUUAUCUAUGCAUCCAUAAUGUCAGCCAUAGUAUAUCGUCCGUUGUGUGGAUUUGAGUGUGAUUCGAUCUUGCCCUGAUGUAAGAGGACUUGGGGUGAAACAUUUCAUUUGUGGCAAAGUGUGCUGAAUGGUAUCGUGGAAUUAAUACUGUACUUUUAACAUGCUAAUCAGUCCUCUGUGUACGUGGGUUUGCAUUCCAUUGCACCUGUCUUCUGUAGACUGUGUCUGAUGCAGUACAGAGCCAUUUAUUGCUAGCUGCAUUUUUUGCAAUAUAUCACAUUCAUGCUAGCAAGCGGUGAGCUUAUGUAAAAUAGACCUACUCGUGACAACUUUACACAGCGCUCUUGCAGUAACAAGAGAAUGGAAUACAAACCUUUAUACACUUGAACUGUAGACAAACAGUGAAAAGCAAAAUGGAACCCUGUCUGAGUGUUGUUUGUCAUUAUUGGUUGCCCAUUGGUUACACUGUGGUGUGGUGUGAUGUAUGUGAUAGCUGUUCCUCAUCACACAUUCUGUAACCCAUAAGCACUGCCAUAACAGUCUCUCAUAGUCAGAUCUGCCUAGUUUGCCCUAAGAAAAGGUUUGUGCCAAAAAAGACAGUUCUCCCCUAUUUAAUAUCCUCAGGUAUUGUGUUAAAUAUGUUGGGAUUCUGACAAGUCAUUUACAUUUCUGACCUCACAGCAAUGUACAUUUGAUUAUGAUUGUUUAGGAAACUAUUUUCUGCAUCAUGAAUGACCAAAUUUAAACACAAUGAAUGCACAAAAAUGACUGGAGGAAUUAUUACAUUGUAGCAUAAUGUAGACAACACAUACAAUACACCACACAUUUAUUUAUUACUUUUGCAUUUAGAAUAGAAUGAGAAUUUGGUUUUGGUAAAUGCAUUUGUAUUGAAAACUAUUACUUGUUUAAGUUCUAAUCAAUGAAUGCAUUUGAUUUGGCACCUUCAGUUGCAUUCUAUACAAGAAUGUGUGUCCAAGGUUUUGAAAGAUGAGAGCAACACAUCUGAGUACUUUAGUGUAACGUUUAUCAGUUUAGUUUUCUGACUGUUUUAAAUAAAAAUGAUUGAUUGAUUAUAAAAUAUUUGUUUUUCCAUUUAUUAUAGGAAAAAAAUAUUUUCAGCAGUUUUUUUUAUUUUGUUUCUUUUUCAUUUCUGCCCCUCACAAUCUGAACUUCAGGAAAAAAUGCAUCUUGCAACAAAAACUUGUUAGAUUAUGAUGUCAGAUGUUUGUAACAAGAUACAAACAUCAGAAAUUUGCAUUUUCACUGUAAUUCAGAUUGUGAUGGGCAUAAAUGAAAAAAGUAGAAAAUUAUAUAUAUUAUUAUACAUCUCUUCUUUAAUAUACUGAAUAAAGAACAAUUUUCUGUUUUCAAAUUUAACCCCAAAUAUUCAGACAAUUAAACUGAUAAAUGUAUAUUCUUUGCCCUCCUGUAAUUUGCCUCCUCCAAAGUUUGGGUGAAAGCAGCACUUCAGAUUUGACUAAAUCUUAUUUUUGCCAUUUUGGGCCAAAAUCUUAUGACUAGUUGUUAUAAAAACCAAUACGACCAGGGGUCGUAACACUAGUCAGAAAAGCAUAAUUAUAUAGGAAACAUAUGAAAGAAAUAGGGGUUAAUAGUUUCAGAUUGUCUCAUCAAAGUGGGAAAAAAGCUGUUUAAAAACUUAUUGUUAGACAUGCAAAAUUUGAUGCAGCAGCUUUUAUCCACGGCCUCACUUUGUGUUUAGCUUUUAGAUUUAAGGCAUUCGGACAGAGUUUGUUUUCACCUAAAUGGGGGAUGUGGUCAUCCAGAUGACAAGGAAGUGAGAUAUGAUUGCUCUCAUCUAUUUGCAAUCAAAAUUGACAAAUUUAAAUGUAAGCCAUUAAAAACAUGCCUUUUCAACAUUCAGGUCUGGACUAAUGGCAGCAAAGGUGUUCUGUUUCAUUGCUUCUAACAGCAAAUAUACUCCCUCACCACUAGAUGUGCCGAUGUUUUGUAAUUCUGGAGCCAAGCAUACAAUAUAUCUUCAAAUGUUUGUGGACACCUCUUGUAAUGAAUUAGUAAAUGCAUUCAGCUACUUUAAGUAGGUUCCACACUUUACUGACACUUUGCUGGCACCAUAUUGGCCAGGCGGGGGCUAGAGGGGUAUGAGGCCCAUCUACUGUGUUGUUCCUUCCAAAAUCUUUAGUAUCAUUUGAAUUGCAGUUAAAAAAAAAUUGGUAAUACUCCAAAGACUAGCAGAACAAAAGCAAUCAACAAAAUUAAACAAAAACAGGAUAAGCAGGGAAUGAGGUGUUGCCAUACAUUUGUUCAUAUAUUGUAUGCAUUGUGCUUAACAUGGUAGGUCUGUGGCUGAUCCCAGUCAUGCUUUGAUUCCUGUGAUUCACUGUGUGUAGCCUGGGCAAAGCAAAGGCCUCUAUAAGUGCUCCAGGCCUCCAGCAGGGUCACGCCGGCCGGAGCACUGCUCGCUGCUGCUGCUGCUGGGUGUGUGUCGUAAGCCCAGAUAACCCUUGUGCGGUCUCACGCUGAGUGUGUGUGCGUGUCUCUCCUGGCCAAGGAUGUCCUCUGCUUCUUGUGUUUUCUUCCCAAGGUUCUACUGCGCCACCCGUCGUGUCUCCUUCCUCCCUUCCUCCUCCUCCUCUUCCUCCUUUCUAUGUGACAAGAUCAUGGACUCACACUGUCUUAGAAUUGUAAAAUAUGAUUUUGUAUUCAUUUGACAGUUUUACACUACUUUAAAUUAUUAAUUUGCACAUUAGGUACCGACGUAAACAGUAGGAGGAAAAGAGAAAAGAACAAAACAAGAUUAGUUUAUUGUUAA
Molecule: messenger RNA, 6706 nt
Organism: Astyanax mexicanus (Mexican tetra)
Lineage: Eukaryota; Metazoa; Chordata; Actinopteri; Characiformes; Acestrorhamphidae
Gene: otud7a
Product: OTU deubiquitinase 7A
Exons: 13
Coding region: 435-3263 (942 amino acids)
Biological process (GO): protein K48-linked deubiquitination; protein K11-linked deubiquitination; protein deubiquitination involved in ubiquitin-dependent protein catabolic process
Cellular component (GO): cytoplasm; nucleus
Molecular function (GO): DNA binding; K63-linked polyubiquitin modification-dependent protein binding; cysteine-type deubiquitinase activity
Source: RefSeq, a predicted model, not a curated record